Solanum stenotomum is the source of this 580-nucleotide messenger RNA. RefSeq lists its product as uncharacterized. The coding region runs from base 111 to 503 and encodes 130 amino acids. The transcript has a single exon. The record is from RefSeq and is a predicted model, not a curated record. Lineage: Eukaryota; Viridiplantae; Streptophyta; Magnoliopsida; Solanales; Solanaceae.
CUCCUAAACUUGUAACCCCAAAUAUUCUCCUAGUAAUUUCAUCGAACACCUUGACUACAAUUCAAAAUCUUUAAAUUUUUUUACUAAUUUCAAGAUUUUCACUUGUCAUAAUGGACAAAAUAAUAUCAAGAUUUAUGUUCUUUUGCUCUGUUUUCAUUUCACUCUUGAUUUUUCAAGCAAUGGCGGAGAAAUCUGAAAUUUCUCCGCCAUUCCCACGAAAGCUUACGAUUAGAAGAGUGGCAGAGAGUAGCAUUGCAAAUCCACCAUUAUCGAAAGGUAGAAUUGCGGAGUUGUUUGAAGAAGGAGAAAAUGAAAUUGUUGAAGGACCCUCCGGGGCCGAAGCCUCGCCCCCGGAGGGUACUAAUAUUCUGAAAAUAAGGCAUCAUCAUUCUGCUGAUAAGUCUGUUGCUGGAGGAGAGGUCAUUAUUGGUGGACUUGUUACUGCUAUUUUUGCUGCUGUUUAUUGUUAUAUUCGAAUAACUAGAAAGAAAGAAAAUAUGUAAAUAUCAUAGGUUAAGAAUUAAAAAAAAAAUAGUAUUGUACUAGUUAAAAUGCAAAUUGAGAAGAUUUUAAUGCAAAA